Molecule: messenger RNA, 177 nt
Organism: Dovyalis caffra
Lineage: Eukaryota; Viridiplantae; Streptophyta; Magnoliopsida; Malpighiales; Salicaceae
Source: the annotation of a GenBank genome assembly
AUGAAAAAGGAAGCUGUUUGUGAUUUGGGCGUGAAAUUCUAUGAGAGGAAAAGAGGAGAGAGUUAUCUGUCUUAUAAUAGUUUGCGAGACAAGUUCCUUCCUAUUGUACUACCCCAAAGCAAAGCGAGACUUUUACGCGGUAGGGUAAAUGAUGAGGAAACUGUGCUUAUAAGUUAA